CGUCCAUUUCAAUGUUAGAAGCUUAAACAACAUAAAAAUGGAUUAUGUUAGAUAUGUGUUUACGUCCUCUGCAGUUGAUGUUAUCUGUGUUUCCGAAACAUGGUUUCCACUUGAUGUUAGUGAUGUUCAUUUUAAUAUAAAUAAUUAUAAGAUUAUUCGAAAGUAUCGUGUCGGUAAAAAGGGUGGUGGCGUUGCUAUUUAUUGUAAGACCCACAUCAAUAUGAAACUUGUCGGCGAGUCGGAUAAUGGAGGGGUUGAAUAUUUACUUGUUGAGUUGUCUGAUCGUUUGAAAAAGUGCCUUGUUUCAUGCGUGUAUAACCCUAAUAAAUUUGUCAGUAUAAGUCCUUUGUUUGAUAAGUUGUCCAAUAUUGCUGUCGACUACGAGAAUAUUAUACUUUGCGGUGAUUUUAAUAUCAAUCUCCUUGCUGGUGAUUCAUUAUGUUCUUCGUUGCUUGAUAAUGUUGCAAGCUUAGGUCUUUCGGCUGUUAACAUCUCAAUGCCAACUAGGUACUCUCAUAAUUCUAGUCCCAGUCUUCUUGACUAUUUUAUUGUUUCUGACCGUUCUUCUGUACUAAAAUUUGACCAAAUUUCUUUUGUCUCUGAUCACGACUUGAUUUUCUGUUCUCUUGAUAUUAAUUUUAAUGGUGUAAGAGAAGAGAAACUGUAUGUAUAUCGAGACUUCCGAUCGAUUGAUUUGGAUGCUUUGUAUCGUGAACUGGACAAUGUAAACUGGUAUGACUGUUGGUAUUUCGAAUCCGUGAAUGAAAAACUUGAACAUCUAAACAACAAAUUAUUAUCUGCGUAUAAUACUUAUGUUCCAUUACGCUAUAAAAAAACUACCACAUGCCAUUGGUUUAAUGGUAAAGUGCGGGAAGCCAUCAAGUCCCGUACUAAGGCUUACCGCACUUGGAAGAGAAACCGUACAACAGCUAGCUGGGAUGCUUUCCGCGUAGCUAGAAAUAAAGCCACCUUGGUACAGGCCAAGGACAGAACUGAGUGUAUGUUAGAUGUUGAAAGUCUGAAUGAUGUGUUUCUUUGUAGUGCCUCGUCUAAUGGUUGUAUGUCACAAUUCGCCCCAAAUCCUACGUCAAUUACGUAUUUGAGCGUACCUAGAUGCAUCCUCAAAAUUAACUCAAAUGCGGUUGGCGAGGAUGGUCUGCCAAUUCGAUUUAUUAAGUUAGUUAUGCCGUUCAUCAUAAGUCCACUGACACACAUCAUUAACCACUGUUUUACCACGUCUUGUUUUCCAAAGUUAUGGAAAUCCGCUUCCAUUUGUCCAGUUGCUAAAAUCAAACAAGCAUGCUCACCUUGUGAUUUUCGUCCAAUUAGUGUUUUGCCUGCCUUGAGUCCCUAAUGUCAGAGCAAAUCAUGUCAGAUAUGUCCGAAAAGAACUUGUUAUCUCCUUUUCAAUCAGGUUUUAGAGCAGGGCAUGGUUGUUCAACUGCGAUAGUAAAAAUUCUUGACGAUUGGCGAAUUCCCUUUGAUAAUAAUGAUGUUUCCCUCCUGUGCUUGCUUGACUUUUCCAAAGCAUUUGACUCCGUAGAUCACACACUGCUCUUCUCUAAGCUUUCAUAUUAUUUCGGGUUCGGUAAAACUGCACUAUCUCUUAUGAAAAGCUACCUAACUAACUAAGUCCGUAACACGCGGUGUUCCUCAGGGAUCUAUUUUGGGCCCCUUGUUAUUUAGUGCUUUCAUAAAUGACAUAUUCAUGACAUGCCAAUAUGUAAAAAUGCAUGCAUAUGCCGAUGACAUCCAGAUAUAUUUAUCGGGUCCGUCAAGAGAUUUGCACAGACUCACAUCUGAUUUGAAUAUGGACUUAUCAUCUAUCUCGCAUUGGGCUGCUCUUAACGGCCUUUGCGAAGUCGUAUAUUCUACCUGUUUUUAAGACAAAAGUCCCUUUUAGCAGUAUUCCUUCAGUUUUUCUUGAAACCAGUCCCCUAAAAUUAAUUGAUGAAGUAACCAAUUUGGGGUUUGUUAUCAAUUCUAGCCUUAGCGGCGUUGAUCACGUUAAUUCUGUUGUGAACAAAGUAUAUGGUAUUCUAAGAAAACUAAGGCAAUCGGCAUCGUUUGUUCCGAUUCCCACUAGAAGAAAGCUUGCGCGUCAAUUAAUCUUACCUAUUAUUACUUAUGCUGAGGUGGUAUAAAGUAAGCUUGACUCCAGGUCAUCCCAUAAGAUUGACACCUUAUUUAACCAAAUCACACUUUAUGUAUAUGGAUUGCGGAAGUUUGCCAUAUUUCUGCGUGGAGAUGUAGCUUGUUAGGAUGUAAUAUCACUGAUUCAGCACAAAGACCCCUCUUUAUCUUUAUGAGAAAUUAAUUUUUCCAAAGUCUGAGCGUUCCUGUGAUCUAAUGGUGCCUUUCUUUAAAUUUAAGACCUCUACUAGACUAUUUUUCAUUAAUGCUAUACGAAUCUGGAACUCAAUUCCCGCUGCAAUUAGAAGCAAGAUCAAUAAAAGCAACUUCAAAAACAUUCUAUAUAGCUACUUUUGUAACAAUUGAUGAACCAUCUAAUAUUUAAAGUUAAUCUCUGUUAACCUAUGAAUAUAUGAUUUAUGA
Molecule: messenger RNA, 2556 nt
Organism: Rhagoletis pomonella (apple maggot)
Lineage: Eukaryota; Metazoa; Arthropoda; Insecta; Diptera; Tephritidae
Exons: 2
Coding region: 38-1354 (438 amino acids)
Molecular function (GO): catalytic activity
Source: RefSeq, a predicted model, not a curated record